Molecule: messenger RNA, 978 nt
Organism: Monoraphidium neglectum
Lineage: Eukaryota; Viridiplantae; Chlorophyta; Chlorophyceae; Sphaeropleales; Selenastraceae
Product: FkbM family methyltransferase
Exons: 7
Coding region: 1-978 (325 amino acids)
Source: RefSeq, a predicted model, not a curated record
AUGCGCAAGCGGAGACAGCAGACAGCAGCGGAACAGGAAGGGGUUGUGGACGUAGAUAUUAGGAUUGGAGGCCUGAAACCUUUCAAGGCAUUAGGUGGCCUGGUGCUGUACGCGCCGAGCCCGGCGGAUGCACAGGCGGAGGCGCACUCGAACGAGGCCGGCCAGGUGUACUUCGGUCGCGGCGCUGUGGCGCUUCAGCAGGGCGAUGUUGUCCUGGAUCUAGGUGCAAACGUUGGCGCCUUUGCGCGCAUGGCGGCGCCCGUGAUUGGGCCAGAGGGGGUUGUAUAUGCGGUAGAGCCCAUAGAGGGCGUCUUCAGGGCACUGCGGCUCAACAACACACGCUUCAAAGAGUGGGCCAACGCGCACCAGGUGGCGGCGGGCAGCGUGGUGCCCGUUCACGCAGGCGUGGGCGCCCUUGGCGGCCCCUCUGUGCGCGAGUUCACCUACUACCCUAAAAUCACUGCCUUCAGCAGCAUGUACAGGGAUGACUACGAUGCGGCCCAGGCCACCCUCAGCCUGGUGGUCAACAGGCGGGAGAGCUUCUCACCCAUUGAGGACGCCGGGAAGGCCCUCGCGCGCUGCAUGCCAUCCCUUUACCGGCUAAUCCACAAGGCUGCCUUUGUGAACCUGCUGCUGCGGCCGGCGGUGCCUGUGGCCUGCCCCAUGACCACAGUCUCCGGCCUCAUAGAAGAUUUUGGCAUCAAGGAGGUUGGUCUGCUGAAGGCCAAUGUGGAGCGCGCCGAGUGGGACGUGCUGAUGGGAGUGAGGGAGGAGCACUGGCCGCGCAUACGCCAGGUGUCGCUGCAGGUUCACGACAUUGACGGUCGCGUGGCAGCUGUCGAGAAGCUGCUGCUGUCGAAGGGGUUUGACCGGGUGGCGGUCUACAAGGAGCCGCGAUUCAAGGACUGCAAUCUCUUUAUGGUUUACGGCAGCAGGGGAGCAGCGCAGCAGCAGAAGCAGCAGCUGCAGGUCAGGUAG